Guyanagaster necrorhizus is the source of this 1053-nucleotide messenger RNA. Its product is annotated as terpenoid synthase. The record is from RefSeq and is a predicted model, not a curated record. Bases 1 to 1008 code for a protein of 335 amino acids. Lineage: Eukaryota; Fungi; Basidiomycota; Agaricomycetes; Agaricales; Physalacriaceae. The transcript is spliced from 4 exons. Gene Ontology annotation, molecular function: terpene synthase activity.
AUGUCGACGCCCCAAACUUAUACGGUACCAAAUCUGUUGGCCGGCUGGCCUUUUAAAGCUACUCCCAACCCCCAUGCCGCGGAGAUUAACGCUGAAAGCACUGCUUGGGUCGCAAGCUAUGGUGCGUUCAGUGCCAAAGAUCAAGCCACUUUUGAUCGAUGGAAUUUCGGGGCCUUUGCUGCCCUGGCGUAUUCGAAAGCUGACCGUGCCCAAUACCGCGCUGGCGUGGACUUGAUCAAUUUCUACUUUGUCUUCGAUGAGCUGAGCGACCAGGCGGAUGGCCCCACAGUACGCAAGCAAGCUGAUGCCAUCAUGAACUCACUAAACGAUCCUUACACUUCUCCUCCUCCUCAUGAACACAUCCUUGGCAUCAUGGCACGAGAUUUCUGGAUCCGAGCCCUUGAGGAAGCCCACACUAGUCCAUCGACCGCAAAGCGUUUCACGGAGACUUUUGCGGAAUACACAGAUGCCGUUGUUCAACAAGCCGAAGAUCGUGACCUCGGACGGAUCCGUCCUAUCGAAGAGUAUCUCGUUAUGCGACGCGGAACUGUUGGCGUUCGGCCUUCACUGGAGUUCUUCCUUCUCUCUGAGGAUGUGCCGGAUGAAGCUAUACGGCAUCCGCAGGUGGAAAAGCUGGUUUUGGGCGUCAUUGACAUGUGCAUUCUUGCGAAUGACAUCUACUCUUUCAACGUCGAGCAGUCUUAUGGCGACAAAAACCACAAUAUCGUAUCCGUUACAAUGGCCGAAAAGGGGAUGACAGUUCAGCAGGCCGUUGAUUGCAUCGCCGAACGUUACACGCAGGUAUCGAAAGAGUUUCUGGAGGAUAUGAAACGCGUUCCGGUAUUUCCUGAGCCAACUGAGACAUACGUGCGGAAGUAUGUCCUUGGCAUGGCAUAUUGGGUAUGCACGGAUGAUGACUGGUCGUUCAUCACUCCUCGCUACUUUGGUGAAGCUGCUGCCGAAGUUCAGGUUCAUCGGGUCGUUCAGCUUCUUUCAAAGCGCAGCUAAGACAGGCAUGGUCCUGUGGUAUAGGUGCUCGCGCUGUCUAGUUAC